This is a messenger RNA of Dendronephthya gigantea, 2382 nucleotides long. RefSeq lists its product as uncharacterized. The coding region runs from base 207 to 2030 and encodes 607 amino acids. The transcript has 9 exons. NCBI's taxonomy places the organism in Eukaryota, Metazoa, Cnidaria, Anthozoa, Malacalcyonacea, Nephtheidae. The record is from RefSeq and is a predicted model, not a curated record.
GUUUGCGACAACAAACGGCAAGAAGCCUCUCCGCUCCAAACCAGUCUUAUUAAAAGCAGUCGAACAAGGAAGUCGACCAUUAUUAUCCCUUGGUGUUUCUUUGCUAAAACCGCGUGUGAUUAAGGUUUCAUAUACGCGGAUCUCAACAUCUGAUGGUCUGAAAAGUGAAUUUGCAUUUCAGUUGGUUCAAGUGCAAUUCAAUAAACAUGUUUUUGACACUGGCAGCUGCAAUUCUCCUCAGUUUCACAACAAAAUACUCCCUCGCAGCCGACAUUCCAUCUCAAUUAAAUUGCACACGCACGAUAAGAGUCGACAGAAAAGCGCCGUGUUCUCUACGUGACGAAGCUAUAGGUAAAAAUGAAAUUGUAUGUUUCAAAGCUGACUCUGGCCAUGUUCAACUGUGGUAUGAUCGCGAAUGGCGCCAUGGUUACAAACAUUCGAAGCUUCUGUCUUAUGGUGGCUGUGAUGAAAACUUGAGAAAAAUGAAGAAAUGGAAAGCCAUGUCAAGAUGUUUUUCAUUUAUAUCGAAUACGAACUGUUUAAAAGUGGUAAACAGAGAACUGGGAGAUUUUUUUUUCCUGCUGUGUGCAGUGGACUACAAAGGUUGCCUUUCAAAUAUUCGCCAAAGACACCUCAAAUGGCGGCCAUGUUCAGUACAGGAUACGACAAAAACACCAGCGAAAAAAAAGCCGUCUAAAAAUGCCAAAGCUCAACGAUCAAAGGCUAAUCCUACACCUCCAGUAGUUAAAAGGCAAUUGAAGGGUCAGCACGGUCUCUUUAAAUCUCCCAACUAUCCCCAAAACUACGGAACAAAUCAGAAUUAUGCGUACAUCAUAACAUUCCCAGAAAACAAGAGAAUUCAGUUGGUGUUCAGCCAUGUGGAUCUUGCGAAGCCUGACAGUGAUGGUGAAUGCACUAAAGAUUAUAUUCGUAUUUAUGAUGGGAUUAAAACCUGGUCAUCAAAACUUUAUACGUUCUGUGGCAAUGGUAGUGAAUAUGUCAACAAACCAAUUGUAUCGAAAAAUAAUGAACUGAAAAUAACUUUUGUCAGUGACAAAGAGAAUGGUAAUAAUAAAGGAUUCAAAGCAACUUAUGGCGUUUAUCAGGAACCCAUAGUGACAAAGGUAAUCAAAAAGAAGAUGACUGGAGUGAUAAUUGGAACGGCAUGUGGGUUAUUCUUUUUUGCUAUCACCCUUUUGGCGAUAUGUCAAUCCAGGCGAGUAACCGAACUUUAUGUUCAAUCUGAGGAACAAACAUUGAAUGGCGAUUCCGACGUUGUGCAGGAAAAGGCUCCACCCUCCUAUGAUAUUGUGAUGGCCUCGCCUGAGAAGUACCCAGUUAGUCUUUACCCAAUGAAUAGCAAGGAAGACCAUUGGAUUGAAAUACCAGAGAACGAAGAGCUACCAGCUUAUCCCGGCCUUCCGCCCACCCGCAAAGAGCCUGAAGACGAUGUACAGGAAUACAACUCUGAGCGUGAGAUGACAGAGGAUAACGAGCUAACGCAGGAUGUCGAGACAGAUGAAAAACUGAAUGGUCAGGAUUCUGACGUGUGCAGUAUCACGAGAGAUACUAGCAUCUGGGUCGUCGGCCUUAGAGAAGAAAGUAAAUUAGGAAUCGACGCGAGGAAAGGAAGUUUCGCUGGAGAUGAGAGCGAUGAGGGAGGAAGUGACGUCGGUGAAGAUGACAUGGGAGAAAGUGACGUCGGAGAAGAUGACGUGGGAGAGAGUGACGUCGGAGAAGAUGACGUCGGAGAAGAUGACGUGGGAGAAGGUGACAUCGGAGAAGAUGACGUGGGAGAAAGUGACGUCGGAGAAGAUGACGUGGGAAGAAGUGACGUCGGAGAAAGUGUCGGAGGACGUGACGUCAGAGAAGAGAAUGGUGUUGAAGGAUGUGGUGUAAAAAUUGUUGAAACGAGUGGCAUCAGAAAAGAAAGUGAUUUGCAGAAAGGAUCUGACAUCAAAAGAGUAUUCGAUACCAAAAUUGAUGUUGGCUUUCAUGAAUUGAGCAUGCGCACAACCAACAGUGUGUAGCACACUUUUAACUGCACGCACUCCAAUAAUGCAUAGGCGUAUGAAUCGUCAUUGAUCCGUUAGAAUGAGUUGAACAUUGAAUGAAUAUUCAUUCAUUGUAGUUGAUUAUGGAUAUAACUUCGUAGUUGACUAAAUGAGCAAGUAACUCUAUGAUAGAUCGGUAACGAUAGUUAACACCAGAUUUAAAAAACAUUGCGAUGUUUUAUAUAGAGGAUUUCUAGAGCCUCGUUAGAGAAUAGUUGCACUUUUUAUCUUGAAAGCACCCGCUUCCUGACGAACAUGUGGCAGAUAAUAUUUCCACAAUGUAAAUUCAUACAUUUGUAGAUACAAAUGAAUAAAUAGGCUUCUAAAU